CUCUGUAUCUCAACUCUGUCGUAUACUGUCCCUCAGCCUCGAUGUUGUAUCUUUUGAAUCCUUAAAAAGCUAUCAAUACAGUCUUGAUGUCAUUUUCGGACGCGGAUAUGCGUCAACCCUGAAGACGAGACCUCACCCAAGAUCAGAGUAAAUCUAGCCGACAUGGAGAAACAAGAUUAUUCCGUCCAGCCGGGAACAGAGGUCAACAACAAUACCGAUGCAGAAGCCGCUGUCCCCCUCACAGACUUCGAAAAGAUCGAGCCAACUGCUUCCAUUGGCGCGUCAUUAGCACCUACUUCGACAAAUCCAUAUGGGAGUCGGCCAGAAUGUUUCAGCAGCCUGCUCCAGGAAUGUCUAUUCGUCCUCACUACCACCGUGGCUGUCGGUCAAUCGUCAAUCUUUACAGGUGCCAUCCUAUGUAUGACCAACACCAUCGGCCAGGAUCUGAAUAUGUCGGCUGCAGAAGUUAGCUGGAUUUCUGCCGCUCAGUUGCUGUCUGCCGGCUCGUUUCUGCUUUUCUUCGGUAGGGUAGCGGACCUUUUCGGCAGGAGGCUGCUGUUCCUGCUUAGCUUGGCAUUCUUCACCAUUUGCCUGGUCGUCGUCGGGUUUGCCACGAACGCUAUGUAUAUGGACAUCUUCUGUGGACUGCUCGGUCUCAGCUCCGCAGCCUCGGUGCCUCCAGCCAUUGGGAAAUUAGGAGCCGUGUAUAACAAGCCUUCAAGGCGCAAGAAUCGAGCAUUUGCGUGUUUCAGCGCCGGCAAUCCUGUGGGAUUCGUGCUGGGAGCGUUUAUUUCUGGCGUCACGAUGCAGGUUUCGACUUGGAGAGCGGCAUUCUGGGUGAUGGCCGUCAUUUACGCCUUCUUCACACUGGCCGCAUGGUGGACGACACCGGCCGACACGGAACAGAAACUCGGCGGGUUCAAUAUGCAGACAUUCGUCAAAUUCGAUCUUCUCGGGGCGUUUCUAGCAGUUGCUGGGGUCGCAAUGUCUACCGCGUCCCUGAGCUUGGCUAGUGACGCUCCGGAGGGAUGGCGGACACCAUAUGUGAUUGCCCUGCUGGUGGUGGGUCUCGCUCUUGUCGGAGGAUUUGUCUACUGGCAGAGUGUGUUUCGAUAUCCGCUGAUGCCGUUGAAAGUCUGGAAGGACCGAAAUUUCAGCCUCGUCGUCUCGGUCCUGGUUCUUGGGUUCUAUGGGUUUAGUGGCAACUUCUUUUGGUUGACCCUCAUGUGGCAGCGAAUCCAUCAUGUGUCGCCACUGAUGGUUGCCGUUCGUCUCCUUCCAGCUGGGAUUGGAGGUAUUCUGGUCAAUGUCCUGGCGGCGCUCAUCAUGCACAGAGUGAGCAACAAAUUGAUCAUGGGUGUGGGAGCCGUCAGUCAGAUGAUUGCUUGCGCACUAUUGAGCGCAACCUCCAACUCGAUUUCAUACUGGGCACUGACGUUCCCAGCUCUCCUGUUCAGCGUCCUUUCGCAGGAUCUGGAAUUCACGGUGACCAAUAUGUACGUCAUGUCCAGUUUGUCCAAUGAUCAGCAGUCUGUUGCUGGAGGGCUCAUCAACACUGUGAUUCGGUUGGUGGCAACCAUAGGACUCGGUAUACAAACAAGUAUAUACAAUAGCACAGGAGGGUCUGCCGAAGGGGCGGGUGCUGUGAAGUACCGACCAUAUCAAACCACAUUCUGGGUGGCGUUGGUUGGGGCGGUACUGGCCAUAUUCUUGGUGCCUUUCCUCACAAUCGGGCGACAGGGGGGUCAUAAAUAAGAUCUAGAUAGGAUAUUGUUUGCCCACUGUAAUUAAUACACC
Molecule: messenger RNA, 1797 nt
Organism: Exophiala xenobiotica
Lineage: Eukaryota; Fungi; Ascomycota; Eurotiomycetes; Chaetothyriales; Herpotrichiellaceae
Exons: 1
Coding region: 163-1755 (530 amino acids)
Biological process (GO): transmembrane transport
Cellular component (GO): membrane
Molecular function (GO): transmembrane transporter activity
Source: RefSeq, a predicted model, not a curated record